UUUCGAUCACACUUCAAUCCCAUACAUUUUUUUGGUUCCCGUCGCCUUGUUCCUCACCAAAAACCCAAAACACCCGCCGCCCUAAUCGCCACCUCGCAUCAACGAUCGAGAUCUCGAGAGCACUCUCUCCAUCCGUCUAGGGUUUCGUCCUCCUCGCGCGAUCCCCCCCAUCGCCACCCUCUCCAUCUAGGGUUUGGCUGCCAUGGACUACGCGAGCGAUCCGUACGUGGACGAGGACGGAGAGCCCCUCAUGGACCCCGACGCGCCGCCCUCCGACGGCGAGCCCUCGCCCGGCCCCGGCGGAUUCCCGGGCGAUGACGACGAGGAUGACGAUUGGCGGCGCGAGCGGUCCCCGACGCCUGUGCUGGGAUCGUCGGCGGCGGCGGAAGGGAAGGGCGGGAAGCCGAGGAAGCGGCUGGUGAAGAAGGGCGCUAAGGAGGGAUCGCCGGAUCGCAGCGGAACCCCGCCGAUGUCGUUCGCCGGAGAUGAUCUGAACGAUUGGGAGGACGAGCCUUCGUCCUCCUCGAAGAAGAGGAAGUCCUCCUCAUCCUCCAAGGGGGAAGGGAGCGGGAAGAAGGAGAGGAGAAAGAAUAUGGAGAGGUUGGCGGAGAAGGGAUCCAAAUCCGGAUCGAAGGGUUCUAGGGAUCACGGUGGUGAACAGGAGAUGAAAGAACUGUGGGACACCAUUGCCGGCGGUGAUUCAGAGGAUGACCAAGAGGGUGCUAGAACUCUUGACGAUGAUGCUUUCAUCGAUGAUAGUGGAGUUGAUCCUGCUGAUCGCUAUGGCAGUGACAACGAGGCUGUUUCUGCUGGCGAUCAUCCUCAGGCUGAAGUGGGUGAGGAAGAUGAUGAAAUUAACCAACUUUUAAAGGGAGGAAAGAAGAAAAAGAAGAAUGAAAAAUCACCAGCUGAGAUUGCGAUGAUAGUAGAGCAUCUCAUGGCUGAGCUUGAAGUAGUUGCCGAGGAGGAUGCUGAACUGAAUAGGCAAUCAAAACCUGCUAUUAAUAAACUAAGGAAGCUGCCACUGCUUAUUGAAGUUCUCUCAAAAAAAAAGCUACAGCAAGAAUUUUUAGAUCAUGGAGUGCUAACUCUGCUGAAGAACUGGCUUGAGCCCCUUCCCGAUGGAAGUUUGCCGAACAUGAAUAUUCGAUCUGCAAUACUGAAGCUGCUUACUGAUUUUCCUAUUGAUUUGGAGCAAUACGACAGGAGAGAGCAGCUGAAGAAGAGUGGUCUCGGGAAGGUCAUUAUGUUUUUGUCGAAGUCUGAUGAAGAGACUACAGCGAAUAGAAAACUGGCAAAAGAAUUGGUUGAUAAAUGGAGUCGGCCUAUAUUCAACAAGAGCACUAGGUUUGAGGAUAUGAGGAGCUUUGACGAUGAGAGAGUUCCUUAUCGAAGGCCAGCACAUAAGAAGCCCAUAUCGAGUGAUGCUGGACUCCAAUCUAGAGAUGACGAUCUUGAUUUAGCUGAGUUCUCACAGGGCCGGAAGAGUGGCCAAUCAGCUUCGAGGCAACAUGCUUCUAGGCCAGAAGCAUUACCCUUGGAUUUUGUUGUGCGUCCUCAAUCUAAGAUUGAUCCAGAGGAAAUUAGGGCGCGGGCUAAGCAAGUUGUGCAAGAUCAACGGCGGUUGAAGAUGAACAAGAAGCUGCAGCAGCUAAAGGCACCCAAAAAGAAGCAGCUUCAAGCAUCAAAGCUCAGCGUGGAGGGCCGCGGGAUGGUCAAAUACUUAUAAUCCGCAAACGUUGUGGGGCGUGAGAUGUUUAAUUAUCACUAUGACUACCAAUGACAAGUAAUAUUGCCUGCGUCAUAUUUCUCAUUACAUCAAUUUAUAUUCUGCUAGCAUGAUGGUGGAAAAGAUCUGCGUUCAAUCAGUGGGCGGCGAAACAAUCUAAAGGUUAAUGCGUGUGUAAAUCUCUGUUCUAGAUAUAUAUGUGGGGAAAUUAUCUCUAUCCUCGAUAUUUAUAGGGAAAUUAUCGAUCUAUGGUCCGUGUGUCUUGGAGGAGGAUUUCAUUGAAAAUAAUAACUAUAUAUUCAGAGCCAUUCGGAGGCUUGAGGCAGGUUUACUUUGCACCUUUACCAAAUGUAGAGUUGUUCAAUCAAAUGAUUGGGAAGUCAAUAGCAGAUAUCAUGGCGAAAGGUCCAUUUCUCUUGUUUGAAUAUUCCUUUUCUGAUAUGUAAUUUGAUCAUUUUGCUCAA
This is a messenger RNA of Ananas comosus (pineapple), 2193 nucleotides long. Its product is annotated as protein IWS1 homolog 1. The transcript has 11 exons. Lineage: Eukaryota; Viridiplantae; Streptophyta; Magnoliopsida; Poales; Bromeliaceae. The record is from RefSeq and is a predicted model, not a curated record. Bases 203 to 1729 code for a protein of 508 amino acids. Gene Ontology annotation, biological process: regulation of DNA-templated transcription elongation; brassinosteroid mediated signaling pathway.